AUAAUCACCUCUAAUAGAAUGAAAAUAUUAUGUGUAUUGUACACGUAAGCCUGAUGUAAAUUAACAUUAAGGUAGAGCGUGCUUGGAAUAAAAUGAGUCUAAUAUUUCAUUCAGCUGCAUCGAAGAUCCUGUACCGUGACGUUUAUGUGGAAAAGAACAGACCAGCAACACUUUACUGUGACAUAACGGUAUCUUCGUUGACGAAUUUUAAGUGGAUACAACGUUAUCACCAUCAAGUCGAAUGGGGCGAGAGCAAUUUUUCGAAUAUUUCACGUAUCAACGAAACAUACGUCGUGAUGACGCUUGAAAUAGCAAACGUGACAUCAAAAUUCAACGGAAUGGAAUACGAAUGCAGUGCGGAUGCAGGUGAUAGCAAGCGACGAACUGAGAGUGUACCAUACCGCUUAUGGACCUUCAACGGAGAGAAAUCCAACCAAAAUGUCCGAGCUGUUGGAAAAGAUCGCAUCUACCUGAAGAUGGGUCGACCCAAUUUUAUAGCUGAUCCACUAUAUUUUCUUUAUCCCAGCGAUUCAUCAAGUCACUGCGUUAUCGAGUAUUUAGCGAAUGGUACGACUCAAUGGCAAUACGCAACGUCAUAUUCGUUCAACGAGAUUCCUAGUUAUCACGUUAUUCAUGGAUUACAAGAAGAGACUACCUACAUAAUAAAAAAAAAGAUGUUUUACAAGGAUGGCGUGGUGGAUCAAUUUAAGUGGGCUACGACGUUAGAACGAGAUAUCGAAUACGUUCCAGUCAUUACGGUUGUCAAGGUAACUGAGUCUUCGAUAGCGAUUGAAUGGACUGCGCCUCCACCGGAACUAGAAGGUUAUAUCAGCCUCUACAAGGCUUGGAUUCAAGAUGAAUGGAUGGCUGAUAGGCAGCGGGUAGAAAAAGAAUCGGUGCUGAGUCACGUUUUUCAUGAACUAUAUGUGUAUGGUACCUAUAAUAUCCGAGUAGAAGCUUGUUCAAUUGACGAAUGUCGAAAUACGUACCCAAGCACCAAUGUGACUGGUGUACUUGCGGAGUUUGCAGGUGUGUGA
Neodiprion fabricii is the source of this 1037-nucleotide messenger RNA. RefSeq lists its product as uncharacterized. The transcript is spliced from 2 exons. NCBI's taxonomy places the organism in Eukaryota, Metazoa, Arthropoda, Insecta, Hymenoptera, Diprionidae. Gene Ontology annotation, molecular function: protein binding. The record is from RefSeq and is a predicted model, not a curated record. Bases 93 to 1037 code for a protein of 314 amino acids.